Ctenocephalides felis (cat flea) is the source of this 415-nucleotide messenger RNA. RefSeq lists its product as uncharacterized. The coding region runs from base 35 to 415 and encodes 126 amino acids. The transcript is spliced from 5 exons. The record is from RefSeq and is a predicted model, not a curated record. Lineage: Eukaryota; Metazoa; Arthropoda; Insecta; Siphonaptera; Pulicidae.
GGAAUUGACAAAUUGAUUAAGCAUUACUUUCUACAUGCAACAUUUGUAUUAUUUGGGAUUUAAGUGUUGGAAAUAUAACAGUGUGGUGAGUGUAAUAUGUAAAAUGGAGUUAUUGUGUUGCCCUAGUCGAUGUCGCCUGCGGCACAGCAGCUUGCUGCCGAGUUCCUCAAUCGAAAAAGGAUCUUCGUAUGCCGACUCAAUACUGUUACCACAAAAUAUAAAUCAGAUUACUCAAAUAAUUUACGAUGGAGUAGGAAGAACGACGAAGCCACCUGAAGAGUUAUCAAAAUUGUACAUAGGCAAUUUUGAAGCCCCAGUUCCUCCUACUUCGAUGGGUUGCCCUAAUAUUGAGUGGGUGGACGGCGAUCCGCCAUCUCUCCACGGGGGCGAGUACACCCUUGCAGAAAUCCGCUAA